Messenger RNA from Notolabrus celidotus (New Zealand spotty), 2568 nucleotides. It is a transcript of the gene msx3, whose product is annotated as muscle segment homeobox 3. NCBI's taxonomy places the organism in Eukaryota, Metazoa, Chordata, Actinopteri, Labriformes, Labridae. Gene Ontology annotation, molecular function: RNA polymerase II transcription regulatory region sequence-specific DNA binding; DNA-binding transcription factor activity, RNA polymerase II-specific. Bases 281 to 1048 code for a protein of 255 amino acids. The transcript is spliced from 2 exons. Gene Ontology annotation, biological process: embryonic morphogenesis; regulation of transcription by RNA polymerase II. Gene Ontology annotation, cellular component: nucleus. The record is from RefSeq and is a predicted model, not a curated record.
GCGCGUGAAGAAGACCAAAACACUGUCAUUACAAGCCUGGCCUAUCAGAAACUCUUUAAUCUGAGUCACGUGUAUGCAUCGAAACGCUGAUAGGAAGGCGGCAAGAUGAGAGAGAAACUUGUGGCACUUCACUGGUGGAGAAGAGAGUCAGUGCGUAAAAGUUGAAGUUCACCACGCAGCUGCGCUCCAUCACAGAAACCUGGACCAUAACACAGAUUUCCUCCAGUGAAUACACGAAAACAAAAACAGACCCGGGGAGAGAGGCUGGAAAAUUGGUUGUAUGGCACCUCAGUCGUGCGUGAUGAAUCCUGCGCAAGGAUCACCGCCCUCGGCUGCUCAGGGGGAAACCUCUCCUGAGGACCGGGUCUCCGGGAGCAUGGGAACUGACGAGCUGGAUCUGUCACCUGUCAGGAGGACAAAGAGUAAAAGUUCCGAUUUACCUUUCAGCGUGGAGUCCCUCAUAUCAGACAGGACGACGGACCGAUGUAUCCCGAGCUCCGAGCCUGGUUCAGGCUGCGUCCGGGUAGAGGAGACGGAGUGUGCGUCCCCGAGAGGACUUUAUCGGUCCAACGCAGAGGCGGUGGACCUCAGCGACAGGGAGACGAGCCCCUGGUUUCAUGCACCUUACGCAUCCCCUCCAAGACUGCCCAGCCCGAACUCAUGCAAUCUAAGGAAACACAAGAACAACAGGAAACCCAGGACUCCUUUCACAACCUCUCAGCUGCUCUCUCUGGAGAGAAAGUUCCGUCAGAAACAGUACCUCUCCAUCGCGGAGAGAGCAGAGUUCUCCAGCUCGCUUGGCCUCACAGAGACUCAGGUCAAGAUCUGGUUUCAGAACCGCAGGGCCAAGGCCAAGAGACUGCAGGAGGCCGAGCUGGAGAAGUAUAAACUGGCUGCGAAGCCGCUGCUGCCGGCCUUCGCUUUUCCCUUACCCCUGAGCGCACCGAUGGGCGCCCCGGCCCUGUAUGGGGCCCUGAACGGACCACGGCCUGCCUUACACGUCCCGGGACUUUUCAGUGGACCUUAUGGGAUGUACUACUUGUCCUAACCAUGACUCAAUUUGGACAAAUGGUUUUUGGAAAGCUGCCUUUAGAAAUGCCUUCAUGCAAAAAAAUAACCAGCACUGCAAAAAGAUGUCCAUGUUCAUUUUGGAUCGGAUCCUUUAGGCCUAUUAAUGUGUACAAUAUGUUUUAGUCAAAGCUCGAAUUACAUGGUUUUCUUUCACGUAAACAGUAUUUUUCUGUUGGUUAAUUUAAGACUUUUCAGUUCAUUAAAAGUAAACGCACAUAUGAGUGAGAUAUUUUCACAGGUCACCCCCUCUUUUGAUAUUUCACGCUAAGUUUCCCCCAAUGAAAAUGUAUGAAUAGGUGUUUCUGCAGCGUUAAGGAAAAUAAGUGAAUCCCAUAUACAACUUGAAUGCCGCAAAGUUUCAUUGCCACGUUUCCUGGUGGCCUUCAUCGGGUGAAAGUUUAAAAUCACCAAACUUAUGAUAGUGUGGUAUUGAUGCGAGCUUCUCUUAUUUUUCUCUCUGCUGUAUUUUAAGAACCCUGUAUCACCGUGAUGUGCGUAAAACCUCACUGCGUCGGCAUUUCUGAAAUGCAUAUUCAGUCAAAUCCACAAAAAUGACCAGCUGUGCCUUAACCAAUGACCUUAAAAAGACAAAUUCCAUGGCCUUUUCAUUCCUCAUACUUGAGUUAUCAUUUUAAUGUAGCAAGUAUAAAUGAAAUGUUUAUUUGAACACAUGUAGCUUUGGGUUUCAAAGCAGAAAACCAUCGUGUUUUUAUUCCAGAGGCCUUUAAACAUUUCUCAUCUUUACAAGACGGGUUUUAAAUUUGUGGUACGGAAAUCAAAGAUGAUUUAAUUUUGCCCACAAACCACACUAUUAGUAUUAUGUGAUGAUCCUGUUGAAUCAGAGACAUACUGUUAGUAUAUGGUUUAUAAUCAGACUGUCUCAGUGAGCUGAAGAAAGGUCUGUUUGGCAUAAACAAUCUACAAGUUCUACCAGAGGCUAAAAGAGGUAAAUACACAAACAAAAGGCUUACUUCAAAAAGUGCAACUUUACCUUUAUAUUUAUCAUCAGAAAACAUGAAGCAGACCAAAAGCUCUUAAUGUGUUUUUGUUUUUAUGAAAUCAAGAGUUUGAAAAACCUUUUAGAGGUUUCAUCUUCAAAAAUAUUUCCUGUUGUCUCAGCAUGAAGCUGUUGAAUACUAUGCAGACUAUCUUGAAUGAUGAGCCGCACGAUCUGAUGAAAUGAAUUUGUGACAUAACCUAAACCACACACUUUUUCUCUAACUUUGUCAUUAUCUUUCUCAGUUUUAAACUUUCAAAUAUUCCCUGUUGUCAUUUUAAAUUUGUCCUUUUUACCUCAGAGGGGGAGUUUUUGCACAGAUGUUUAACGCGCUCUUAUAAGUCACAGUCAUUCUUCACAAAAUGUAAAUAAAGGUCAUCGGCUUUUUCUGAGCACAAUGAAACCGUCAUCAUGACUGAUGGACUCGGAUCAGUCUUCAGUAUUUUAUAUAUCUGGUGUGUGACAGGUUUUUUGUACAUUAUUAAAGUAUGUUAUGUAAA